Molecule: messenger RNA, 2932 nt
Organism: Eremomyces bilateralis CBS 781.70
Lineage: Eukaryota; Fungi; Ascomycota; Dothideomycetes; Eremomycetales; Eremomycetaceae
Exons: 3
Coding region: 278-2758 (826 amino acids)
Source: RefSeq, a predicted model, not a curated record
ACCACCGCUGACAUACAAGAGCCUGCGAUUCAUUGGACGCCAUCGCAAGCCCAUUUUGGGAGCUUGCAGCUUGCAGCCAUCCAGCUGGACGCUGCAUACUUCACCAUCUCAUUGUCACUGGAUUUUGUUGUCCAACUCCGCCAAUCUGCUCCUCUGCCUUGCGCAAGGUUACCAACCAUUCCCCCACUUCACCAGUCUUGAUAAACCAUCCUACACUCUCAUUGUUCCAUCCAACCCAUCCUCAUGUAAAUCAUCAACAACAAAGCCCCAUCUCACCAUGGCCUACUACGACAGCGGCAUCAACAUGGGGCCAGACCAGCAUACAUAUCCCCCUAAAUCAGGACACGACUAUUCGCCCGAGUACCCUCCCGCUUCCGACACUUCGCACCAUUACGCCUCGCCCUCCGCGUCCUACGUCCCGUCCUCUGAGCUUGGCGGUCGUCCGCGUGCCUUGUCCAACAUCGCUCCCGACGCUUCCAUGCCUCCUCCUCCAUCACCUCCAGUGCAAUCGCAAAGACAGGUUCCGCCGCUCCAGCCACUACACCAACAGCCCGGAUCAAGUCCCGCACAGCAGCCUAUAUACGAUGCUGUUAAUCAUGUCUUCGACAAUGCUGCUCGGUCGAACCAGCUCCCGAACGACAUUAUCUCCCAGAUCGCGGAGCAGGUGCGCACCCAGGUCAUUGACAGUUUGAAAUCCGAAGGACUGGCGUAUCAGCCUCCGAAUAGCACUCAACCGUCAUUUCCUUCGCAGCAGGUCCCGCUAGCACAUCAGCAACAGUCAUUUAAUCCUCGCACCAGAACUAACCCAUCCCCGCCAUCUUUCACACCUCGAACGACCGUCUAUACUCCACCGUCCCCACACGGCCACGGUCAGUUCCCCAGUGGUUCAGUUACCCCAGAACCCCCAGCGCACGACCCACAUUUUUAUAGCCACAAGGAAGAUGCUUCGCCACCCAAGCGAGAAGAAUCGCAAGUGAAGAAGGAGGAUCUUUCGGAAAUAUAUGGUGAGCGAACAGCAUCUUCCGUUGAAAAUUCUUGGUCCAGUCAGAAUCGUCCGGAGAAACCGCAGCGAGUAAUGACAAAUGAGGAGGAGACGACACUGGAGAAGAUCUGGCAGCCCUUUUUCGAUUUGGAUGGAAAUCCAACGGCAAGACUGGGCCAGUUCCUAAGGGGAAUUGCGCUUCACAUCAUUGAGGACUACAAACCAAAGAAGAGUCUUGUCAUCACGCCAGCCAAGAUGCAACGCUUCUACGAAGAAGUGAAGGUCACAGACGAAAUAUAUCCUUGGAACACUAUCUUUGGCAAGCUCAGCAAUUCUGCGGUUUGCAAAAUUUAUCGCCACCUCCACUGCCAGCACCACCUCGUUCAAGAAUCAUACGGCGAUGUUCCUUUCAUUCCCGCGCUCACCCCAGACGGCUUCCAGACCUGGAUGACGCUCAUGAUUCAAGGACACGUUGAACUGGAAUUUGCACGACUUGCGAAAGUCCUUGUCGCAUUUCCUAUCGGCAAUGCCGAUGACCGCAAAGAGCGAUUUCCAAAGGAACUCUCUCGGCGCCUACUUCCAAAAGUCGAUAAUAUGCAUGCCAAGCAGCGCUGCGUCGCUGCCAUCUCCACUGACCCGCUUGUGACUGUCCGUGAUUCCGUCUCAUUCCCCCCACCGCCGCCCACUCAACCGCCUUCAAGCUACGACGCCGCACAAGAUCGCACACACCUCGGUUCCCAAUCCUCUACAACCUCUAGCAUACCUCCGCAUGAGCCUAGUGCCCCGCCCUCCCGAACCCAUGUAAAAGAAGACCAUAAGGACACUCCUCCAGUAUCCUUCAAGGAGCGCGAACGAAAACCCUACGUGGCCAAAGAAGGCCUGGGGAAAAUCUACAACGACCCCGCGCUCUCCAACCAUAUUACCCAGCCAUAUAACUACACCGGUUCUACCCAACCGCCAACUAACCACCAUCCUCCUCCCUCAACCGCCAUCUCCAUCCCUCAACCAUCAUCAGCCACGCAAGCACCCAACCCAUCAUCCACUCGUGCCCGCCGCUCGGACUCUACGGCAAAAUCCUACACCCCCUCCACCGCGCCCAUCGGCAUCCCCCUAUCGACCGCCACCUCUGGUUCUAGCGCACGUGAUGUCUCGAUGAGUGCAACGGAGAACGACUGGUAUGGCACCUCACCGAUGACGGGGUUGGGGGCAGAGUACAGCGGGCGAUAUCGCCCCGGGAGUGCCUCGAAGCCAGGAGGUGGGGAAUCGGCGUGGCCUAGCAGCCCGGGGUCGAGCUAUCCGGGAGGUGGUGCCACUACAAGGGAUAAGGCGAGGUUGAGCGUUGGGGGAGGUGCAGGAUCGAUGCCUGGGGCCGUAACGGGGGCGUAUACGCGAAGCGAGGGGACGGUGCAUGAUAUCCCGGCGGGGUACUACCAGAGUAAUUUGUAUGCAGAGGAGGGAAGGGCAGAUGAGGUAGAUGGGAUGAGAGUGGGCAUGACUACGGAGGAGAGGUGGAGUGCACGGGAGAGGGAAGACGAAAGGGAGCGAGAUAGACGCGACUAUGCACAAUGUGUGGCUGAAGAGGAGGGAAGAUAUCCGGUUGAUAGGUAUGAAAAACCGGGGAAGUACGAGGAUGGUGGGUAUGCCUGGGCGAAGGAGCGCGAGAGAGAUUGGGAUAGGGGUCGGGAAAGGGACAGUUACAGGGAGAGGGAGAGGACUAGGGAAAGAGAGCGAGAUAGGAGCGGUGGAUAUUACGAUGACCGACGCAAGUAUUACUGAGUUCCCUCGGUCGUGUGGGCGCUGGCUCCUCCCUUUCGUACAUCUAUUUCUCUAUCUGGUUCCGGGACCCCGGUUCAUGUAUCUGUAGAACUUUUUGACGGUUUCUUUCAUAGCUAUAGACUGUUUUAUGUCUUUCAUUCGAGAUACCAAGGCUUUUGGAGUGGGAGGAUAUUU